AUGCCAUCCACGGAAGUUGUGGCUCCCGACACGCUUCGCCUCGAUGUCUCGAAACAGUCCUUAACCCCUUCGUACGUCAAAGUGGCGCCAGCUAAAAGCAGCGGCAGCAGUACGAGUCGUAGCAGUGACGAGAGCUUCCAGUCCGACUCCAUCCCGGGUGACGAUACGGCCGACGUCGCGUCCCUUACGCCCUCAACCCUCGAGUCCGACGACCUACCACCACCCCCUUGCUCAGUAGACAACCAGCAGCAGGUCAAAUCCAGCAGUAGCUUCGACCUCCAGGACCUGACAAUGUCUCACCUGCGGGACAGCACCUUUCGUGACAGCACCUUUCGUGACAGCUUAAUGCCUCGAAAUGGCUACGGCGAGUCCAAUGGAGCAGCAGGACGAGCGACUGAAAUGGGCAACGCCCUCAUGCGUCUGGACGAGGGGUACCGUCAGGCCUAUCAGAGCACGUCGAGACUCUCUUCCAGCUCGACUUGUGAAGGUCUGACGCCGUUGCUCCAGGCCGCCAAAGCAGGCGAUAUCGUCCUGGUGAACGCACUUGUGAUCCAAGCGGGCACGGACAUCCUCCGACGGGACCCGGUGUUUGGCCAAACGGCUCUGCACUUUGGCAUUCGAGGAGGCCACUUGAACGUCGUGCAGGCGCUUCUGAUGCCGCAACUGCGGGACUCGAUCGUGAACGUUGCGGACACGCGACGGAACACGGCGCUGCACUUGGCAGCCGCCAAGUCCCGUCGCAUGACCAACUUGCUGCUGGAAUCCGGCGCCGAGGUGAAUUUCCUCAACAUGCGGAACCAAACAGCGCUCGGGGUGCACAUUUUGACGGUCACGAGGGACGACCCGACGAUGACGGAGAUUCUACUGCAGCACGGGGCGAAUGCCAAUGCGCCCGUGGACAAGUCGACGAUUUUGCACGUGGCGCUCGAUAAAGGACUGACUCGGAUUGCGACGCGGCUCAUGCGUCAUAACGCACGGCUGGACUUGAAGGACGAGGCAGGCAAGACGGUGUUUGAUAAGGUGGACCGGUCGAUGCUGGAGACGCUCAUGGCCAAGGUGGGGCACCCACCCGUGUGGGUACCUGAUAACGACCGGGUCGAGUGCAUGGAGUGCCGCAAGAAAUUCGGCAGCUUGGCCUUGCGUCGACACCAUUGUCGGAUGUGCGGCCGGGUCCUGUGCUCGAGCUGCUCCACUUGUCGCGUCAAGAAGCUGCCGUUCUCGACGAGUGGACGUGGCAAGAAGAAGAGCAAGGCUGACAAGGGGACAGCUAAUGCUCGGGCGUGCAAAAUGUGCUACGAUAUCUGCGCGAAAGGAGAGCUGGAAUCGUCCUCGUUGAACAAGGAGGGAUGCGGAUCUCUCUCGAGUACCAAGUGA
Molecule: messenger RNA, 1374 nt
Organism: Peronospora matthiolae
Lineage: Eukaryota; Oomycota; Peronosporomycetes; Peronosporales; Peronosporaceae
Source: the annotation of a GenBank genome assembly